Fusarium proliferatum ET1 is the source of this 1359-nucleotide messenger RNA. RefSeq lists its product as uncharacterized. The record is from RefSeq and is a predicted model, not a curated record. Gene Ontology annotation, biological process: DNA-templated transcription. The transcript has a single exon. Gene Ontology annotation, molecular function: zinc ion binding; DNA binding. Bases 1 to 1359 code for a protein of 452 amino acids. Lineage: Eukaryota; Fungi; Ascomycota; Sordariomycetes; Hypocreales; Nectriaceae.
AUGCUUAUCAGCGCAAGUAGAGACACGAACGAGAGCGAGUCUUCACGCUUUGGUGGGCCCGUCGAGACAGCUGAGGGCAGCUCCGAACGAUACCUUUCAGCCAAAGAACUUGAGGCUGUCCUUGUAGAUUACGCGCGUAAAAGAAAUACCCUCAUCGGCGAAGACGAUGAUGUCGAGAUGGCCGGCGUCGAAGACGAACCAUUCGAAUUCAACACAGUAACGAAAAUAUACCCAAAAGAGAGCUACCAUUAUGGCACUUCCGCCUUGGAAGACGAGGAUCCGAAUGACCCGAGCGACGAGCAAGACCAUGAGCACCCAAAAUUGCCCAGAGUGGCCAGACGGCUCGAUCCUCACUCUAGGGACGUUCCACCGUCAGUUGCUGGUCUCCCAUCGCGGUAUACUCAGUGGAACCAGGAAUGUAUUAUCAAUGACUACUUCCGUGGCUUCAACCAAGCCAUGCCACUAUUCAGUGAACUUGACUAUGAGUAUUUUGAAAACCACUGCAGAGAGCAGGGUGGCACGAAAAAUGAGUGGUGCGCUAUUUAUGUCAUGCUGGCAUUGGCUCUGAGAAACGAACCCGAGAAUGCUUACCCAGGAGAUGAUGAGAAAUUCAUCGGCUCGGCCUGCGCAUAUGUCGAUAGACAUCUGUACAUGUUGUCAAAUGAAACAGGACUCAAGAUCGUGCUGGGAAUAGCCCUCUAUUUCAUGACGACGUGGAACCUAGAAGGGGCCGGGUUUAUGCACGCCAUAGCUGUCAAACUGGUCUACAGAUUGGGAUUUCAUAAAAUGGUCGGGGAAUCCGCCAAACCUGUCUGGAUAGCGUACAUCAUCGACCGAGAUCUGUCGUUACUCACAGGCGAGCCAUAUCUGAUGCAAGAGCAUGAUAUUGAUCCUUCAGUUGCGGAUCUCUCUGACGAAGAUGGAGGUAUUCUACACAACCUUAGGGAUGACUGCCGCUUUGAGAUCUUCAAGUAUCGCGCUCGAUUGGCGACUAUCCAAGGCAAGAUAUUUGACUUGGUAUAUUCAGUUCGCGCUUGGCAACUCUCUUUCGAUCAACAAGAAACCGUGGCGGAUCGUUUGGACGAAAUGCUGGAGAAAUGGGCCGAGUCGAUCCCUGGGCCAUUCAGGGGAGAUGGAGACCCAAUUUUCAACGAAGUACAGCUGAGUUUCUUCAAACAACUACAUGUGACGUAUUACCACUGCAUCUUUUCUGUUCGUCAGGCGACGUUACGCAAUCAGGAGUGGGUGGAGCGAUUGUUGAGAUUUGGCGAAGUUCGCAAACCGCCGAUUCUGAUACCCCAUUGCUGCCAUCGAAUUGGUCAGGGUUGGUCACAGCUGCACGGAAGUGCUUGGACAUGA